Molecule: messenger RNA, 5227 nt
Organism: Anolis carolinensis (green anole)
Lineage: Eukaryota; Metazoa; Chordata; Lepidosauria; Squamata; Anolidae
Gene: strn4
Product: striatin 4
Exons: 18
Coding region: 1-2283 (760 amino acids)
Cellular component (GO): dendrite
Molecular function (GO): armadillo repeat domain binding; calmodulin binding; protein phosphatase 2A binding
Source: RefSeq, a predicted model, not a curated record
AUGUGGCAGCAGCAGCAACAGCAACAACCGCCUCCGCCGCCUCCGCCGCCGCCAAUGGAGGCCGGGCUCCGAGCGCAGCAGCAGGCCCAGGCCCAGGCCUUCUCCGCGGGGGGAGACCAGCCGCCGCCCCCGCCUCAGCAGCCCUCCUCCGCUGCCUCCGCCUCCGGCCGCGCCGAGCUGAGCCUCCCCGGCAUCCUGCACUUCAUCCAGCACGAAUGGGCCCGCUUCGAGGCCGAGAAGAGCCGCUGGGAGGCCGAGAGGGCCGAGCUCCAGGCACAAGUGGCGUUCCUUCAGGGGGAGAGGAAGGGCCAAGAGAACUUGAAGACCGACCUUGUGCGGAGGAUAAAGAUGCUAGAAUAUGCUCUGAAGCAGGAAAGGUCAAAGUAUCACAAGCUGAAAUUUGGCACUGACCUAAACCCGGGAGAAAAGAAACCUGAUACAUCAGAACCAGUCUCCAAUGGACCAGUGGAGCCCCUUUCCUUGGACAGCAACCAGUUUAUGUGGAAAGAAGGCCGCCAACUCCUGCGUCAGUACCUGGAAGAGGUGGGCUACACAGACACCAUCCUAGACAUGCGCUCCAAGCGGGUCCGCUCUCUGCUGGGACGCUGCUCCAUGGAGUUGAAUGGCGCUGCAGAGCCCAGCAGCUUGGGGACAGGGCCUGCCUCGGGGCCCCCUGGGCUGAAUGGGGGAGAAUCCCUCCUUGUCAAGCAGAUAGAGGAACAGAUAAAGAGGAAUGCUGGGAAAGAGGCCAAGGACCGCAUCAGCAGCACAGUGAUGGAGAAGAUCCCUUUCUUGCAAGGCUGCGAAGAAGAAGACAGCGACGAAGAGGAAGACCUGGAAAGCCUGCCUUUGGAGACGCAGCGGCAGCACAAGAAGCAGCGAGUAAAGCUCACCAAUAAGCCUCUCAUGCCAGAAGUGGAGGACGAAGAUGACGACGAGGAUUCUGAGGACGCGCUGAGCGAGUUUGAUUUCUUAGGCUCUGGGGAGAACGGCGAGGGCUCUGGGGACACGCGAAGGGCCGGCGAUGGCAACGAGCUUGAAACCCGGAGGGUGAAGCUGCAAGGCAUGCUGGCCGACCUCCGAGAUGUGGACGGGCUUCCUCCCAAGCCAGCCAUGCCCCCCGCCAUCCCUGGUCAGCCCAGGCCCCAUGAAGGGUCACUGGGGUUCUCCUCAGAUGUUUUCAUAAUGGACACAAUCGGUGGGGGAGAAGUAAGUCUGGGUGACCUCGCUGAUCUGACCGUCACCAAUGACAAUGAACUGAGCUGUGAUCUUUCAGACAGUAAAGAUGCGUUUAAAAAGACCUGGAACCCCAAGUUUACCCUGCGGAGCCACUACGAUGGCAUCCGGGCCUUGGUUUUCCACCACGUGGAGUCGGCCCUCGUCACGGCAUCAGAGGAUGGCACCCUCAAGCUGUGGAACCUCCAGAAGACGGUGGCAGCCAAAAAGAACGCAGCUUUGGAUGUAGAGCCAGUCUAUGCAUUCAGGGCACACAGGGGCCCGGUGCUUGCUGUUGCCAUGGGUUGCAACAGCGAGUACUGCUACAGCGGUGGGCUGGACACGAGGAUCCGCUGUUGGAGGAUCCCGGAUCUCAGCAUGGACCCUUACGACGGUUACGACCCCAACAUGCUCAGCAAUGUUUUGGACGGCCAUACAGACGCUGUCUGGGGCCUGGCCUUCAGCCCCUCGAAGAACCGCCUGGCUUCAUGCUCUGCCGACGGAACGGUCAGGAUAUGGGACCCCAGCAGUAGCGAUGCCCCCUGCCUCAGCACUUACAACACUGAGAGUGAAAAUGGCAUCCCUACAUCUGUCACAUUCUCCAUUACUGAUCCGGCACACGCUGUGGCUGCUUUCCAGACAGGCUUUGCGGUCCUUUAUGAUGUGGAGACCUCAGUCCCAGUCCUGACACUGGAAUCCAGACCAGCCAAUGGAGCCAGUCAGAUCAACCAAGUGGUGAGCCACCCAAACCAGCCGAUCACCAUCACGGCGCACGACGACCGAGGGAUCCGUUUCCUCGACAAUCGGACAGGGAAAGCUGUGCAUUCCAUGGUGGCUCACCUGGAUGCUGUCACUUGUCUUGCGGCGGAUCCCAACGGCGUUUUCCUUAUGUCAGGAAGCCACGACUGCUCUCUCCGGCUGUGGAACCUGGACAACAAGACCUGCACACAGGAGAUCACCGCCCACCGCAAGAAGCACGAGGAGGCCAUCCACGACGUGGCCUUCCACCCCAGCAAGGCCCUGAUCGCCAGCGCCGGGGCUGACGCCCUGGCCAAGGUCUUUGUAUGAGGGAAGGGCGGGGCCUGCAGGUGUGUCCCCAGGACCUCCUCCUUUGUUCUGUCGUUUCUUCCCUUUCUCCCUUCCUUCUUUCUCUGGCCCAGCCAGUGGUGCUAACAACCCUCCUCCUGGCCACGGGGCGCCUCUCGCCACCUCGACCCCUGCUCAGGACUGACCCCUGCUGGACAGUGGCGGCCGAGGCUCAGCGACUGGGGGAAGAAGGGGGGGGAAAGCAGCCGCCCGCUUCCCUGAUGACAUUGGGGCUCACCUUCACCAGCACUGAAAUAUUUUCCACUCAUUUCAAGGUCGCCUGGUUUUUAUUAUUUCCCAGCUCAGGGAGCGGAAGAAAUAUUUUUUUUUGUCCUCUGGAUUGUUUGGAGGGAUGUUGGUGGAGAAGGAGGAGGGAGCGGAGACUCCGUGACGUUGGCAAAGGGCUUCGGGCAGCUCCAUCAAACUCAAUGGCCUCCUUUCCGUUUUGACAUCUCCAAACCUUGGAGCACCUCAAAGCAAACACUGAGCAGAGCCCUAAGUAUGGACUCUUUCCCCUCUCGAUCCCGGUGGUGUUCCUUUUGUUAAGCCAAAAUGAGGGACAGCGAAUGCAAUUGGAGCGACGGUUCCCCAUCCCAUUUGGGGCUCUAGUGCUCAUUCGUUGUGGCUGAAAAAAGUCCAGCGUUGUUUUGACUCCUUGUGGUGGAGGAGAGACUGAAUCUUUGCACCGCUAGGUUUCCCCUUGCUUCCCUUCUUUGUGCUCCCUGGAGUUUCUUGUUCCGUUUUCACCCUCUCCUUGACUCCGAAGGCAUGUCCACACUGAACAUUCCCCUUCCGCAAUACCUGCAGCAAAAGAGGAAAGAGUUUGGAGGGUGUAUAGGAUGUCAUUACCUCCCCUUUGACCCCCCUGCCUCUAGAUACGUUACUUUGCUCUACUUAUUUUGGAAGAGGCCACAGGUAAUAGCAACAAAGGAAAGGGCAGCAAUGAUAGGUCAAUAAACAGGUGAGACUCUGGGUUGACAAGCCAUUGGGGAGCGACUGGAGCACUGUAGGUGAGCCCAUAACCCCCUAUUCAAGGUGUCUAGGAAUCAUAAAGACUGGGAUUUGGGGGGGGGAAUAGCAUUAAGCCAAGUGGAGCUGAUUCCUUGCUAAUUCGGAAAAGAGUUUGGAGCUGACAUUGGCAGCCAUAACAUCUUACAUUCCCUCACCUUGAGUUCUCAAUUUUGUCUCUUUGAUUAAGGUUUUCAGAUACUGCUUUUCUUCACACCUUGAGGUUAAGAAUGCACCAGCUCCGUUACCCACGGAUGGAUAUAGGUCAGACUCUUUGGGGAAGGUGGACUGAUCUUCAUUUUUCUCUUCUAAAUCCAUUCAAAUCCUAGCAACCCCAUCAGCAAUAAAUAAAUGUCGUCUUUCUCCUGCAGCCAAACUCUCUCCUGGAGUAAAGGAAAGAUAACCAGCUGAAAAACAAACAGAGCUGGCAGUGACCUCUGGGUUUGGGAUAGUUUUGGGGCACAUUUGGGGCACCGCAUUAAACGGUGUUGUUCUCACAGCACCUUGGGAUUUCUCUAGAAAGCGUCGAGCUGGUUUCAAGUGUGAAACAAUGGCUUCAUGCUUCAGUGUGGCACUUGAGAGCCAGGGGUCUGGAGCUUCGUUCUCCUUUGCCCCCUAAAAUAUGUGGAUAUUUUUUGGGGAGCGGGUGGGUUGAUAACUGUAUGUUUAUUAAUAUUUUUUUUCCUUUCUUAUCUGUGGUGUAACUUAACCCUGCAGUUGGCAAUCUUACCAAACAAAAAAAAAAACACUAAAAAGUUGAGAAAACAAUGAAGAAGAAAUGCUUGCUGGAUUGGCUGGGCAGGGUUGAACUUCAAUUUAUCCUCCUGUCCAGAUUGGAUGGUUAAGGGAAUGGUCACUUCUGUGUGUGGCAUGAAUGGGAUGUGGGAUGAAGUUGGGCUUUUCUCAGCAGCGAUGGCAUCUUUUUGGGACUAGCUGGAACGCCAUUGAAGCCUUUGGAUGCCAUUGAAAGGAGGGAGGGCAACGUUUCCAAGUCAAAAACAGUUUUGGGACUAAGAGACUGUUUUGCCUCCCUGUGUUCUGGCUUUUGGACUCUUGCGUUGAAUCCAUCUAUCUGAAAUUAGAGUUGGAAGAUCCCCUUGUGCUCCCCUUACUUCUCACUUUCAGAACAUCCUUCUCGGGGCUCUUUUUGUUGCUGUUCAAGAAUAAAUCUGAACGAGGAUUUUCUUUUCUUCCGAAGGUGGUCUAGCUGUGGGACGUUUCUUCCCCGAACGGAAGAUGGCUUUUAUAUCCCUGAGGUUGGCUCUGUCCUCCCCUCUUUAUCAUUGCUCCCAGGUUUUUCAAAAAAAAAAUCAAGCUUCUCUUUCCUUUCCUGUUGUAUAUUCUGUGUAUAGUACAAUUUGAAAAUAAACAGAAAACCCAAGAAAAGCAUCCAAAAGGGCUGAUGUUGAAAUAACUGUGAUCGCAUUAUCACUGUGUGAUAGUUUCUACGAGCCAUGGCCUUUUUUCGAAAAUAAAACAAUAAACCAAGUACUAUAAAACGGAGCUCAAAUAGGGACUUAAAUGGGGAGAAAAAAACACCGCUUUUGGAAAAUCAGUCUCACAAACGCAUUGGAUCAGGCGCUCAUUGCCUUUCCCUUUGAUCUGCUGCUGACCACUAGCCACUUCCCAAAACCUUUUGGUCUGAUUCCCCUCCCUCCUUUGCACCAGCCAAACCCUUUCUCCCUUUUUGAUCCCGAGACAUAUUUCUGUGCUGUAUUUAUCCAGACUGAGAGCACUCCUGCCUUUUUUUAAAGAAAAAGAAACGCCGGUUAGCUUUUUAUUGUCUAUUUAUUUGAACGCUGUCUUCUCUUUUUAUUUUCGUCCUCUUUUAAUCACAAGACUGAAGUUGUAUGUGGGACAAAACCUGCCUCAGUAAUAAUAUUAAUAAUAAUAAUAAUAAAAGAAUCCUUUGGAAUAA